GUCCUCGAGCGCGCGCUCGCGAUCCAGGAGCGCGAGUUCGGCCGCGACCACGUGAAUGUGGCCGGGACGCUGUCGAACCUCGGGGACGUGUACCGCGUCCUCGGCGACUGCUCCAAGGCGCGCGACGUCCUCGAGCGCGCGCUCGCGAUCUUCGAGCGCGAGUACGGCCGCGACCACGUGAAUGUUGCCUACACGCUGAUAAACCUCGGGGCCGCGUAUGUCUACCUCUUCGACAACGCCAAGUCGCGCGACGUCCUCGAGCGCGCGCUCGCGAUCUUCGAGCGCGAGUACGGCCGCGACCACGCGGAGGUGGCGAUCACGCUGAAGAACCUCGGGAACGUGCACGGCUCCCUCGGUGACAAGGCCAAGAAGCGCGACCUCCUCGAGCGCGCGCUCGCGAUCGAGGAGCGCGAGUACGGCCGCGACCACGCGAAGGUGGCGAUCACGCUGGGGAACCUCGGGGUCGCGUACGGCGCCCUCGGCGACAACACCAAGGCGCGCGACCUCCUCGAGCGCGCGCUCGCGAUCAACGAGCGCGAGUACGGCCGCGACCACGUGAAGGUGGCCAAGACGCUGGAGAACCUCGCGUACGUGGCGAACUCCCGCGGCGACGCGGCGAAGCAGCGCGACUUCCUCGAGCGCGCGCUCGCGAUCUUCGAGCGCGAGUACGGCCGCGACCACGUGAAUGUUGCCUACACGCUGAUGUCGCUCGGGACCGCGCACGGCGACAUCGGGGACGCAGCAAAGCAGCGCGAACUCCUCGAGCGCGCGCUCGCGAUCACAGAGCGCGAGUUUGGCCGCGACCACGCGUAUGCCGCACGGUUCUGCCGAAGCAAGCUCGGGGCCACAGAGUCGCAAAAGGCAAGCUAA
This is a messenger RNA of Aureococcus anophagefferens, 870 nucleotides long. RefSeq lists its product as hypothetical. The record is from RefSeq and is a predicted model, not a curated record. Lineage: Eukaryota; Pelagophyceae; Pelagomonadales; Pelagomonadaceae. Gene Ontology annotation, cellular component: kinesin complex. The transcript has a single exon. The annotation marks the transcript as partial. Gene Ontology annotation, molecular function: protein binding.